Molecule: messenger RNA, 3543 nt
Organism: Conger conger (European conger)
Lineage: Eukaryota; Metazoa; Chordata; Actinopteri; Anguilliformes; Congridae
Product: protogenin A-like
Exons: 19
Coding region: 1-3543 (1180 amino acids)
Biological process (GO): axon guidance; cell-cell adhesion
Cellular component (GO): plasma membrane; axon
Molecular function (GO): protein binding
Source: RefSeq, a predicted model, not a curated record
AUGGCGUAUUUUAAUAGGAAAAUAUAUCAGCGUUUGCUGUUUUUUGCAGUAUCUCUUCAAAUCUCAGGUGUGUUAUGUUUUAGUGAGCUGUUUUUCAUCAAAGAGCCCCAUGAUGUGACUGUGGUACGGAGGGACCCAGUUAUUUUGGACUGCCAAGCACACGGAGAGGCGCCCAUUGAUGUCAGGUGGCUGAAAAAUGGAGUACGAGUCUCUGAGAAUGAGCGGGUCUACCUGCUCUCUAACGGCUCGCUGUACAUCUCCGAGGUGGAGAGCAGAAAAGGAGACAAAUCAGACGAAGGCUUCUACCAGUGCCUUGCACAGAACAAGUAUGGAGCCAUCUUGAGCCAGAAAGCUCAUCUAACUAUCGCAAGUAUUUCCCCCUUUGCGAGCCAGCCCACAUCAGUGCUGGUCACAGAGGGGUCCGUGGCCAGAUUCGCCUGCCAGAUCACAUCGAACCCUCCCGCAAUCAUUACCUGGGAGUUCAACCGAACCAUGCUUCCUCUGGCUACUGAAAGAAUCACAGUGUUGCCCAACGGCGUGCUGCAGAUCCAGGGUGUGGAGCAGGGGGACGCCGGGCACUACCGCUGCGUGGCCACCAACAUCGCCAGCCGCCGCCGCAGUGCGGAGGCCACGCUCACCGUCACCCCAGUGCCCGGCCCCAGGCUUCCGCAGAGGCCACAAAUCAUCGCUGGGCCCCAGAACAUCUCCACGGCCCUACACCAGAGCACCAUCCUGGAGUGCAUGGCUACCGGCGUCCCCAGGCCUCUCAUCUCCUGGAGCCGGGCGGACCACAAGUCCAUCGACGUCUUCAACACAAAGGUGCUGGGCAACGGGAACCUGGUCAUCUCAGACGUGAAGCUGCAGCACGCCGGCGUGUACAUGUGCCGAGCCACCACACCUGGCACCCGCAACUACUCCAUCGCCGCGGCAAACCUCACUGUGCUGGCCCCUCCCUCGCUGGUGGAGUGGCCAGAGAGUCUGACCCGUCCGCGGGCGGGAACAGCCCGCUUCGUCUGCCAAGCCCAGGGCGUGCCCUCGCCCCACAUCACCUGGCUGAAGAACGGGGAGAAGGUCCACUCCAACGGCCGGAUCAAGAUGUACAGCAGUAAACUGGUGAUCAACCAGAUCAUCCCGGAGGAUGACGCCAUCUACCAGUGCCUGGCGGAGAACGAGCAGGGCUCGGUGCUGUCCAUGGCCCGGCUGAUCGUGGUGAUGUCCGAGGACCGGCCCAGCGCUCCCAGGAACGUGCGCGCCGAGACUGUGUCUAGCUGCGCCAUCCUGCUGGCCUGGGAACGGCCGCUGUACAACUCGGACAAAGUCAUCGCCUACUCCGUGCACUACAUGAAGGCGGAAGGGUUAAACAAUGAGGAGUAUCAAGUUGUUAUUGGCAACGACACGACGCGCUACAUCAUCGAUGACCUGGGCCCGGCUAGCAAUUACACUUUUUACAUCGUGGCCUACAUGCCCAUGGGAGCCAGCCGCAUGUCUGACCACGUGGUCCAGCACACCUUAGAGGACGUGCCCCUGCGCGCCCCAGAGCUGAGCCUGACUAGCCGCAGCCCCACCAACAUCCACGUGUCCUGGCAAGCGCUCCCGCUCAAGCUGAGCCGAGGGUCCAUCUCGGCCUACCGGCUGUCCUACCGCACCAGCACCGACAGCAGCAUCACCUCCCUGGAGCUGCCGGGCGAGCUGGGCCAGCACCUCCUGGAGGCCCUGCAGCCUGACACCAUCUACCUGCUCCGCAUUGCCGCCGCCACGCGUGUGGGCUGGGGAGAGCAGUCUGCCUGGACCUCCCACCGCACGCCCAAGUCCUCCAGCACCAAAGUGCCCCUGGCCCCUGAGCUUCAGCUGGAGCCCCUGAACUGCACCACCAUCGUGGCCCGCUGGAAGCCCUCCCCGGGCAACUCCGCCACCAUCCAGGGCUACCGGCUCUUCUACCGGGAGGAGGGGGAGCCGGAGAGCGCUCCCACCCAGCUCCCCCCGCAGCGAGCCCAGCACGUCAUGGGCGGCCUAGACCCAAGAAAGAAGUACCACGUGAAGCUCUUAGCCUAUGGCUUUGCAGGAGAAGGUUACCAGGCAGACCAGACUGUCAGCACUCCUGGAUGUGUCUCGGUUCGCGAUCGUUUGGUGCCCCCGCCUCCUCCCCCGCAUCACGUGUACGCUAAGGCCAACAGCUCGUCCACCGUGCACCUGCACUGGGGCCGCCCAGCCUUCACCACGGGCCAGACCGUCAAUUACACCGUCCGCUGCAACCCCGUGGGCCUGCAGAACGCUUCCCUGGUGCUCUACCUGCAGACUUCUGAACAGAGCUUGCUGGUUCGUGACUUGGAACCCAACACUAGGUACGAGUUUGCGGUUCGUCUGCAUGUGGACCAGCUCUCCAGCCCCUGGAGCCCAGUGGUGUAUCAGAACACACUUCCCGAAGCCCCCAGCCAGGCACCAUGGGGAGUGAAGGUAUCCCUGAUUGAGAACGACACGGCGCUGGUGUCCUGGAAGCAGCCUGAGGAGUCCAACAUGGCCGUGACGCACUACACCAUCCUGUACGCCUCCCGGAAGGCCUGGAUCGCAGGGGAGUGGCAGGUGCUGCAGAGGGAAGGCUCUGCCACCAUGACGCUGUUGGAGAACCUACUCCCUGGGAGCAUCUACCUGGUGAAGAUCUCCGCGUCCAAUCAGGUGGGAGACGGGCCCUUCUCCAAAGCCGUGGAGCUGGCUGUGGUUCCCGGAGGUUCCCAGUCCGGUCACCACCCCAGGCGGUCCGGUGGCUCGGCCGAAGCUAAAGCGUUCUCUGACGGCUUCUACCACAUGGACCAGAAAUCCAUGACCGGUAUCAUCGUCGGAGUGUGCAUCGCCCUGGCUUGCAUUCUGCUGUGUGUCUUGAUCCUUGUCCACAGAGGCAAAGCAAGGAAAUCCUCCGCUACAAAGUCUGCCAGGCAGGCGAACGGUCAGGCCGUUCCUCUAUCCGGUGGGAAUCAGGCAGAGAACGCGGAGGCCAUGAUGCCAAUGAUCAGAAGCCACUUCAUCGAUACAAAGGGAGGGACCAGCCUGAUCAUCGACCACACCGGGCCGGUGAUGCCCGGUAGUCCAGGCAGGAAGAAGUGGUGGCUCUGUGGCAAGGAGGAGAAGAAGGAGUCCAGGAGAGGCCAGGCUCAGAACAGGGCCCAUAGUGCGUGCCCCUACCAGCGGGGAACCACAGCCGUGACGUACGACGACCAGCUGCCUUCUUCCCCAAACCAGACCACAUCCUUGAAGGUCCUGUUCGGGCCCUUGGGGGACACCGAGGGUUCCCAGAACAGCGAGGGCAGCCACGAGACGGGCGACUCUGGGCGCUUCUCCCACGACGAGACCGAGAUGACCAACCUGUCCUCCGGGCGUGACAGCCGGCGUGUUUCCCUGGGCGCAGAGGACAGCGGGACGUCAGGAGACAGCUCCAGCCCCCAGGAGGAGCAGCCGCACCUCGUCGUGGAGAUGGGCGACUGUACAGAAACGCCCGGCCUUGCCCAAAACCAGGUCCCAGACCCGUCCCAACCUGCACUUCCUCUCUAA